This is a messenger RNA of Cryphonectria parasitica EP155, 1115 nucleotides long. RefSeq lists its product as uncharacterized. The record is from RefSeq and is a predicted model, not a curated record. Bases 342 to 950 code for a protein of 202 amino acids. The transcript has 2 exons. Lineage: Eukaryota; Fungi; Ascomycota; Sordariomycetes; Diaporthales; Cryphonectriaceae.
UCUCUCUUCCGAUUAUAUAGACCAUUCACUGCCUGUACAAAAUCUUUAUGAGAUACCCAGACUUGGUUUUCGAUUUUUUCCUUCUCUUUCAACAGAUUAACGUCUAAUUUACGAUUUCUCCUCCUGUGGGAGAUCUCAUGAGCCAUCGUAUCGUCAGCCUCGGCUUUGAGAGGGCAGUUUUCAAACCACUCGCCACGAACUCACUGAGAAGCCCAAGUCUUUUAUCGCCGCCGAGAGCCGGGGUCAAGUCUACUAGCAGACAAGGAAGGCCAUCUUACCACCCUCAUCUCAGCCACCAAUUUUUCUCCUCCCAGUGUCAACGACGCCGCGACGUAGCCAGCAUGGCGUCUGCUGCCGAGGAUAGUCCCGCGACAUCACCCACGUCUGGGGUGGUGAAUGAGCCUGUCACUGAAGAAGAGAAGGCGCCGCCCGCACUGCCACCGCUGUCGGCGCAUGAGUUCAAGCAGUACAACAGGCUAGCAGAGCACAUGGAUUAUUUUCAUGAGCACUUCCGCCGCUCCUGGACAACCCUCUACACCGCAGCCUCAUCGGGCCGCAGGCCGGCGGGCAUGGGCCUCAAGCAGUUCCUGGACGAGGGCCUGUCGCUCAUCAGCCACCUCACGACGCACCACAACAUAGAAGAGACGUACGUCUUCCCCGUGCUGGCGCGCAAGAUGCCCGAGUUCCAGGCGGGCGGGCGGGGCGGGCGCAAGGCGGCAGAGUUGCUGCAGCAGCAUAAGGAGAUUCACAAGGGGAUGGACGGCAUGGAGGACUACUUGCGCAGGUGCAGGAAUGGGGAGACGGACCUGGAGAUGAGCGUGCUGCGGACGCAGAUGGAUACUUGGGGAGAGGUGCUGUGGAAGCAUCUGGACCAGGAAGUGAAGACGCUGGGGGCGGACAAUGUGAGGCGGUAUUUUACGCUGGACGAGGUCAAGAGGAUACCUAUGUGAAGGGGGUUUUUUUUCUUCUCCCUCUCUCGUUCAUUCUGCUGUCUUCCUUUCCCUCCCUUUUUUCCUUCUUUUUCCCUCUCUCUCAUAUCUCUCUUGUCACCGCAUGAUCUCUAGCCGACUUGAAAUUGUAGACUUAAUUAGUGUAGACCAGGAAAUCCGUUCUUG